This is a messenger RNA of Ostrea edulis (European flat oyster), 881 nucleotides long. RefSeq lists its product as uncharacterized. The coding region runs from base 1 to 837 and encodes 278 amino acids. The record is from RefSeq and is a predicted model, not a curated record. The transcript is spliced from 2 exons. Lineage: Eukaryota; Metazoa; Mollusca; Bivalvia; Ostreida; Ostreidae.
AUGAAUGGUGUUCAUUGGCCUGGCCUUCACAUUGGUCUGAUCACAUUCAAGAUCAAAGAGAUAACAUUUUUGGAAUUAGUUCCGAUAGUCUUAGGGAUCCAUAUUUGGGCAGAACAACUCAAAUCAAAGAAAUUACUGCUGCAUAUUGACAACUUAGCAUUAGUUCACGUCAUCAACAAAAAAUCGUCAAAAAGUAAAAACGUUAUGGUUUUGCUUCGAGCUUUAGUCUUGCAUACACUUCGUUUUAAUAUUCAGACUGUGUGGAUCAUUGGUUCAUCAAUUGUUCACUGGGCACAGCAAUAUGCAGAAAACACCAAUCAGUUAGACCUUGGUUUGAAGCAGUUUGCUAUCAUAUGGAAAGGUAAAAGGGGGAUGGUUUGGGAGAAUUUGUCUUCAGUUGUUGCAAGAAUGUCGAAAUCUCAUAUCCCUCCAUCUAUUUUGAUUCUACAUUGUGGAGGUAAUAACAUAGGCGAUCCUCAAAAUACCCUUAAAGGCAUCCAAAAAUUCAUGAAACGUACGUUAGCACAAUUAGGUCAAGAUCUGCCAAAUACACUAAUUGUAUGGUCCCAUAUUUUACCUCGCGGCAAUUGGAGAAAGUCAUUGUCAAAUUUUGAAGGUGAAAAAGCAAAAAAGAGAAUUAAUAGUGCAAUUGCAACUUUUGUUCUAAACCAACUUCAUGGUGCCUCCAUUAAAUACCCUGAUAUUCAGGUAUCUUACAAGAGGCUAUUUAGAAUAGAUAGGGUACACUUGUCAGAUCUAGGAAAUAGUGUUCUCAUCAACACUUGGAAAAAUGCUAUCGUGCAAUUCGUCACUACAUCUACUCGAACUUACCCUUGAAUUAAUUUUUACAUAUACUGGCGAGUCAUGGUCAGUUUUCAGAA